CAUGUCUCGUGGUUCUCACCGGAUAUUUUUAUUAUAUUUAUUACUUCAACGUAGGUUUACGUGAAUCAAAAACACAAGAUUUCCUGUUGCGAUAGGACGUUUUUUUAAGGGGAUUGAUGCAGUGAAAUAGGCAGAUCCAGAAGUCACAAUUCCAUUGAUGUUACUCUAACUGAGCUCUCACUUCCAUUUCGUGAACACCCUGGUUAGUGUUCUGUGAAUGAUACACACUCUUAGCCAGAAUGGCCAGUAUGGCAAAUCAAAGCAACAAGACAUCUGUCUCAGGGGAAAAUAGUGAUGUGGCUGUGGAAGAAGACAUCUCAGUCAGGGUGUUUGAUGAUGACACUUUAGCAGUACCUAACCAAUAUAAUUUUGCAGACUCUGGUUCCAUGUGUAUCAGUGUAGGGGAUGAAGAAGAAGAUCUCUUUGAUGGUAGCAUUGCCUCUCAUUUUUGUGAUGACAAGAAGGGAGUGUUUCUUCCUGGUCUUAUAGUUACAGCCAAAAUUAUUGAUGUUCAACGUGCUCCAAGAGCUCAUCCUUUUAAUCCUAACUUGUACACUAUAGAACUAAGGCACGGUGACUUCACUUGGGUCAUCAGACGUCGUUACAAGCACUUUCUAAAACUUGAUGCAGAAUUACUACUUCACAAAGUCAAUGUUCGCCGACAAAGCCUAAGAAGAGAUCUAAGAGGAGAUCACAGAAGAGAGAGUCAUGUUUAUCUGCCAAGUCGUCACUUGCCCAAGCGACCAGAUAUGUUUGCUACAACACCCAAUAUGGAAAAAAGAAUACUGUCUCUGGAGAAGUACCUUCAGAGGAUUUUGGACAGUCCAAACUAUCGUAACCACAAGGAGACUCUGAAUUUUUUAGAGGUCAGCCAUCUCUCCUUUCAUUUCGAUUUAGGAGAGAAGGGAAAGGAAGGUGUUCUCAGAAAGCGAGCUGGGGGUCAUCGAUUUCCUGCAAGCUGCUGCAGUUGUUGUGCUGGUCUUUCAUGGGGAAUUUGGGAUAAAAGGUGGCUUCUGGUGAAAGAUAGUUUUAUUGCCUAUGUCAGUCCCAAGGAUAAACAAGUAAGAGGGGUAGUGUUAAUGGACAAAGAAUUUACCUUCAAGUAUGGAAGGAAACAAACUGGUGUGCGGAAUGGCUUACUGAUCCACAACCAGGCAAGUGAGUGGAUGAAAUCGCUUGUUCAUGUUAUGGCAACGACUGGUGCUGACUGGAUAAAGGAACAUCCUCACGGCUCGUAUGCUCCUGUCAGGGAAAAUUCUUAUGCUCAGUGGUUUGUUGACGGUGAGGCAUAUUUUGAUGCUGUUGCUGAUGCUUUAGAGUCUGCAGAAGAGGAAAUCCUUAUAACAGGCUGGUGGGUCAGCCCAGAAAUAUACCUCCGUCGGCCAGUCACUGCCGGCCAUGAAUGGCGACUGGACAUUACGCUAAAGAGAAAAGCGGAGAGUGGCGUGAAAGUUUAUGUUUUAAUCUACAAAGAAGUUGAGCUGGCUCUAACGCUGAACAGUGCGUACACUAAAACUACUCUUAUGGCUUUACACCCAAACAUCAAGGUGCUGCGGCACCCAGACCACCUCCCUGGGAAAGGUGUAAUCUACUGGGCUCACCAUGAAAAAUUGGUGGCUAUUGACCAGAAGGUGGCCUUUAUUGGAGGUCUCGACCUUUGUUUUGGUCGCUGGGACAAUCAUUUGCACCGUCUGACCGACUUUGGAUCUGCGGUUCGGCCUCCAACAAUAAACAAAACGGAACAAGAGAUCAGAAAAAUUGGCGCUCUGAUUGUAGAAGGAACAAUGGAGGGGUUUGACGUGCCGAGAUGUUCUGACUUCACCGACAAAGUCACAGUGGAGGUAGAACCCGGAACAUCAGGAGGAAACAAACUUUGGCUGGGAAAUGAUUACUCGAAUCCAAUCACCAGAGAUUUUUUUGACGUCCACAGACCAUAUGACGAUUCCGUUGACAGAGGCCGUGUUCCUCGGAUGCCCUGGCAUGAUGUGGGCAUGCGCGUGUUUGGUGUUCCCGCAAGAGACAUCGCUCGGCAUUUUAUUCUGAGAUGGAAUGUUACCAAGCUCGAAAAGGUUAAAAUGUAUCAUGACAUUCCUUACCUUCUCCCAAAGUCGUACACCAAACUUGCUAAUGAAAAGCCAGCGGCAUUAGAAGACUAUAACGUGGUGGAUUGCCAAAUACUCCGUUCCCUCUGUUCGUGGUCAGGUGGUGUUCCUCCAGAAAACUCUAUUCAUGAGGCAUACAUAAAGGCUAUCGAAGCAUCUCAACAUUUCGUUUACAUCGAGAACCAAUUCUUUAUCACUUCUCUUUUCAUCGACAAUGUCAAGAAUGAGAUUGGACAGAACCUUUUGUGGAGAAUAGAGAGAGCACACAGAGAGGGUGAAAAUUUCAAAGUUAUAGUCGUUAUGCCACUCCUACCAGCCUUUGAAGGGGAGAUUGGUACACCCACUGGUCGAUCGAUUGGCGCCAUUACUCACUGGAACUACAGGUCAAUUUGUCGUGGAUCGCAUUCUCUCUUGCAAAGAUUAACAGAGCUUGUCGGUGAUCCUUCCAAAUUCAUAUCAUUUUAUGGUCUGAGAACUCACUCAGAAAUGCAUGGAAAACCCGUUACACAGCUCCUGUAUGUGCAUAGCAAGAUGAUGAUUGUGGAUGACAGCACAGUGAUUAUUGGCUCAGCAAACAUCAAUGACCGCAGCAUGCUGGGAAAGAGAGAUUCAGAAAUAGCCUCUAUCAUAAUGGACAAGGAGUUUGUUACGUCCGUGAUGGAUGGCAAGGAAUACCUAGCUGGCAAGUUUGCGUUCAACUUGAGAUCGAGACUCUUCAGGGAACAUCUGGGUUUAUUAGAUUCUCCCGGCUCAGAUGUAGACAUCAGGGAUGUUGUUUCAGAAAGCUUCUAUGAGGAUGUGUGGAUGGCUACGGCGAAAAAAAACACUGAAAUUUACGAGGAGGUGUUUCACUGCAUACCAACAGACCAAGUUCGUUCAUUAAGCGACAUGGCUGCAUAUAAGAGUCUUAAAAGCCUUGACAGAGAAGACCCUGGAGAGGCACGUGCUCGCUUACGUGGCGUCAAAGGGUACCUCGUUCAGUUACCCCUCCAAUUUUUAGAAAAAGAAGACCUUAGACCGCCCGUUGGUAGUUCGGAGUUCUUUGUGUCAGAUGGAGUUUUUACGUGAAUAGAUGCAAUAUAGGAUAGCCGGUUUGAUAAGUUCCUUAGCGAUAAAAAUUUGAAUUGAUAUUAUAACUUGUGAUUGGCGUGGCAAUCGGAACUGAAAGAAACUGAGCCGUUCAGCCAUUUCAUACUGCUAAGCAUAUCUUUAUUCGUCUCACAGUAAACAAAAGUAAGUGCAUGUUGUUUGUGGGUUGGUCUUGCGACCACUUAUGAGGAAAAUAAUUUAUACUCGCAAGAGUCGAGUUUGACGAUGAAGGCAGUUAGUAGAGCAAAGGAUUUUAGUUGGUUCUGCACAGAGGUAUUUUUAGUGUGAUGAGGGGAGGGGAGACAUUUGUCGUGCAUAUGAUAGGAAUUCAGUUUUAGGGAGCAAAACUAUCUUCAGAGUUCCACUGUGCAUGCCCCACACGAUGAAGCUCAAAAUCUCGACCCCAGAUCUGCGCUUCUUGUGGCUCUCGGGGACAAGCCGAGACCACUUUAGUCGUGUACAAGAGAGAGAGAGAGAUACAUGGGGUCGAGAUAAAAAAUUAUCGAUGAUGUUACUAAAUUUUAUAACGAGGAGCAUUUGGUGAUUACCUACUCCCGGUUUUUAAGUCGGAUCAUUAAAUUAUUUUAUUAAUACUAUAUCGAAUUUAAAGGUUAAUUAUUAGAUUGGUUUUCUUGACAAUUAUUAAUCGAGGGAGAUAUUAUUUUAUAGUAGGUAAAAGGUAACUUUAUAGUCACACAAAUAAUUUAUUCUAUUUUAACAUGUCUUAAUGUUUCGGAUGGAAACAAGGUACUGAGUCGAUCGUUUUUUAAGGUACAUUUUAAAGAAAAACGCUCAGUUUAUCUGAUUAUUUAUGCAUUGUAAAUGGCUCAACGACGCUUUUGGAGAGGAAAUAUAUUUUGGAAAGCUUA
Stylophora pistillata is the source of this 4060-nucleotide messenger RNA. Its product is annotated as phospholipase D1. Gene Ontology annotation, molecular function: phosphatidylinositol binding; D-type glycerophospholipase activity. The record is from RefSeq and is a predicted model, not a curated record. Gene Ontology annotation, biological process: regulation of vesicle-mediated transport; phosphatidic acid biosynthetic process; intracellular signal transduction. NCBI's taxonomy places the organism in Eukaryota, Metazoa, Cnidaria, Anthozoa, Scleractinia, Pocilloporidae. Gene Ontology annotation, cellular component: intracellular membrane-bounded organelle.